AUGUCUGAUAGAAUGGAUUCAACAUACGAUCACGUUAAUGCGCGGUGUUGGGGAUCAUUGGAAGAAGAUCUCCCUGAAUACCUGUGCGAUGAAUUUUUCAGAACCCAUGGCGACAUCGAUGUUACCGAGGCGAAUCCUGCGGCAAGCAGAGUGGUAGAGAAUGAGGGAAGGCACGAUCCGCAGGUGAAUUCAGAGCUUCCUCAGGACGAAAAUCGUCCUCAAGAAGCAGUCAAGGCCACGGCAUCCGAAUAUCAGGAUGGAAAUCGUCUUCAACAACCAGUCGAGGCCAAGACAUCUGAAAAUAUUGGGGAUCUCACUCGCUUAGCAAUGUUUGACAAACAGAAUAAUGUACUUCGCCAAUCACAGGUUCAGCAUGAACAGAAAACAGUAGCAGCAGCAACGUCGUCGGCAAGCACAGCGUUGUCAAGCAGGCAUACCGCACAACACCAAACGCCAACUCGUGUAGCAGCUGCGCCUGCCACAAGAAUGCAGUCUUCUGUUUCUCAGCAGACUGGCCCGGUCUCGAGCGCAAGAACUCGCUUAACUCCUGUGAGCAUGAGAGACAAGAAGGCUAUCCCCACUCGUAUUGCCACGCACACAGCAGGAUUAAAGCCUGGCCCCUUACGAGUAGUAUCUGAUUCCCAACAACAAAUUUCCAAUACCGUAGAAGCUCCGACUGAGCCCACUACCAGCCGAUUGAGAUCCACUAGUCGUCACGACCGUAAUCUAGCCGGAGGACCGCUUACUCGUGCGCGCAGCAAAGAGCCUGGAUUGAGUUCUGAGACCGCCAACGAGGCUCGCUCUAUACCAUCCGAUCAAGAUAACCUCGCGAUAAGUGUUGGCCAAGUAGGGGUUCGCACAGAAAGACGUGCCCGUGAUCGAGCGCCUCGUGCAAAUACCAGUAGUUCAGCUAGAAAUCCACUACGUAAUGGCCCUGUGCGCAUCGGUCGUUACCCGCAACCCGCAGAUGCGUCUCUGAGCAGUGCUACUGUUCCGAGCGAGAACGAAUUCCGUCGUGAGUUGGUCACUCGCGUUUCGAGCUUGGGACCGACCCCUCGCUCCACUUCGACUCCAAGAAAUGGUAGCAGGGCCGUCGUCACGAGUGCAAAUAGAAGCACCUCAUGCUCUCGUCGUCUAGUUGCCAUUGCUCCUCGGGCCGCCUCUUCGCGUACUGGAACUGUGACAGCAGGAAGCGCUACUGCGCAACAGGGUACCACAUCGCGAGUUACCCGAAACGAGAAUACUCGGCCAAUCAAACCUCGCUCCACUGUAAUACAUUCCACUCCUGUGAUUCCAAGAGAAAAAGGUGAUGGCACUCCUUCAAGUGCUUUCCGCCGAGAACUUCGUCGGUACCCUGCCCCUACGGGAUUAACACCACGUCAUCGGCCCCCAACGAUCCCAAAGGGGUACGGCUUCAGGGCGAAAACUUCCAAAGUGGAGCGUCCGCCUCAGAUGGGUUCGUUAGCAAGCUCGACAGUAGAAGUUGGACCAACGACAAGCUCGGCUACAGAGGCACGGUCCAGGAAUGUUUUGUCAAGGGAAAGGGAACGCGCAAUGAUUGAUCGCCUGGCUGUUCCCAGGAACGCUGCCUCUAGAUCGCCCCUCAAGAAUGUCCAUACACACGGGCUGAGUUGCGUAAAGGGUCGCAGCCGAUCAUCUUCUAGUCGACCAACCUCAGCGCUCAGCAAUAGUAGCGCUCCAUCUUCUUCUAGAGCUCUUUUCUUCUCCGAAGCAAGUCGUCCCGCAUCGGCUGAGCCGAAUGAGCGUGCAGAACCAGCAGCUGCUAACAGAGUUAACUCGGAUGUGUGA
Molecule: messenger RNA, 1809 nt
Organism: Haemonchus placei
Lineage: Eukaryota; Metazoa; Nematoda; Chromadorea; Rhabditida; Trichostrongylidae
Source: the annotation of a GenBank genome assembly